Messenger RNA from Charadrius vociferus (killdeer), 786 nucleotides. It is a transcript of the gene FA2H, whose product is annotated as fatty acid 2-hydroxylase. Lineage: Eukaryota; Metazoa; Chordata; Aves; Charadriiformes; Charadriidae. The record is from RefSeq and is a predicted model, not a curated record. The annotation marks the transcript as partial. Gene Ontology annotation, molecular function: fatty acid 2-hydroxylase activity; iron ion binding. Gene Ontology annotation, cellular component: membrane; endoplasmic reticulum. The transcript has 5 exons. Gene Ontology annotation, biological process: lipid biosynthetic process; fatty acid metabolic process.
CACCGCCACUCCGCCAACGCCCGCCGCUGGCUGGAGCAGUACUACGUGGGGGAGAUGGAGCCCGGCGAGGAGCAGAGCCCCCCUGAGCCGGCGGAUGAGAAGGCGGUGGACGCAGCAGCCCAGACCCCAAAACGGAUGGAUCCCCGUUGCAAAACGGUGGACGUGGAGACGUGCCUCUCCGAGCGUGCCACAGGAGCGGGGAUUCGUCCCCAAGGUGCCUUUGGGCGUCCCUGCCUCGCGCGGCACCACCUGGCCACCAUGCCUCGCACGGCCCCGCUUGUCGAGUACUCCAUCCCCGUCCACAAAUACUACUUCCCCUUCAUCUUCCUCCUGGGGAUGUUCCUGUGGUCCCUGCUAGAGUACCUCAUCCAUCGCUUUGUCUUCCACAUGAAGCCACCCGCUAGUAACUACUAUCUCAUCACCCUGCAUUUCUUGCUGCAUGGGCAGCAUCACAAGUCUCCCUUCGACAGCUCCCGCCUGGUCUUCCCUCCCAUGCCGGCCUCGCUGGUGAUGGGCUUCUUCUACGGCAUCCUGCGGCUCAUGCUGCCCCAGGUGCUGGGGCUCUCGGUGUUCGUCGGAGGGCUCUGCGGCUACGUCAUCUAUGACAUGAUGCACUAUUACCUCCACUACGGCUCGCCCAAGAAAGGCACCUACCUGUACGGGCUGAAGGCUUAUCACGUCAAGCACCACUUUGAACACCACAAAUCAGGUAGCGCCGCCUUUCCUGCGCAUGCCGGUGGCGGCAAGGGCUGUCGAAGCCCAGCCUGCCUUUGCCCGGGCAGCUGA